AUGCCGCUACCGGAGGCGAAAUUCACACAGCGUUUAGAAUCUCUGGAUAACGGAAAAGCAGUUCAUUUCGCAUUCGGCGAGGUGCAGUUUGCGAUCCAGGCAACUCGCUACUACGCAGGAUAUGCAGAUAAAAUCAAUGGAAAACUGCUGGCAUCCGAUGGACCUGUAGUCAGUUUCACUCGGCGGGAACCUGCCGGAGUUGUGGUAGGCAUACCCUUGUGGGACUAUCCAUUCUUCCUAGCCAUUGUAAAACUGGCUCCCAGUUUGUGUGCUGGUUGCACGUUAGUCCUGAAACCCCCCGAGCAAACUCCUUUGUCCGCUAUUUACUUGGGCAGUCUCAUUCGUGAAGCAGGAUUCCCACCAGGCGUAGUGAAUAUUCUACCUGGAUACGAUAAGACUACUGGCGCCGCUUUGUGUCUGCAUCCGGAUGUUCGAGUUAUCUCAUUCGCCGGGAGUACGGAAUUCGGUCAAUUCGUUAUGAAUGCAGCAGCGUCUAAUGUAAAACAAGUAAAGUUGGAAUCUGGUGGAAACUCUCCGCUCAUCAUUUUUGCUGAUGCCGACUGAGUGAAUCUCGCUGAUUUGAGCAACGGAACAGUCAAACAUCACAUGUUCCUCUUACUUCGCCUUUGUCACGAUUUCCUUUCAGUUGAGGUGGCUGCGCGAACGGCACACGAAGCCACAAUGGGUAACCACGGACAAUGUUGUUCUGCGGGUACUCGAAUCUUUGUCCAAAGUCCGAUCUACGACAAAAUGGUUCAAAGGCUGAAGGAACUGGCUGAAGCUCGCAAAGUCGGUGAUCCAUUUGCCGAGGACACUGUGCAAGGUCCUCAGGUGGACGAGGUACACUUCAAACGAGUGAUGUCAUACAUUGAGUCAGGCAAAAAAGAAGGCGCGCGUCUGGUUACCGGGGGUGCCCGUGUCGGCCACAAGGGUUACUUUAUCCAACCAACGGUGUUCGCUGAUGUGACUGAUGAGAUGACCAUUGCCAAGGAAGAGAUCUUUGGUCCAGUUCAAUCGAUCUUACGGUUUGAUACAUUUGAAGAGGUAGUUGAGCGUGCGAAUGCUACAAUAUAUGGGUCCUCUGGUGGUGUGUUUACCUCGGACAUGGACAAAGCAAUGCGUCUGGCUCAGGCGAUUGAGGCGGGUACCUUCUGUAUUAACUCGUACAAAUGUGCCGCCGUUCAAGUACCGUUCGGUGGUUACAAGAUGUCCGGGAUAGGAAAUGAACUUGGUGAGGCAGGCGUGGAAUCCUAUUUACAAACCAAGGUUGUCACAAUGCCAAUCUCGCAGAAGAAUUCCUGA
Messenger RNA from Echinostoma caproni, 1302 nucleotides. Lineage: Eukaryota; Metazoa; Platyhelminthes; Trematoda; Plagiorchiida; Echinostomatidae. The record is from the annotation of a GenBank genome assembly.